Molecule: messenger RNA, 2892 nt
Organism: Torulaspora globosa
Lineage: Eukaryota; Fungi; Ascomycota; Saccharomycetes; Saccharomycetales; Saccharomycetaceae
Gene: MSH2
Product: mismatch repair ATPase MSH2
Exons: 1
Coding region: 1-2892 (963 amino acids)
Biological process (GO): mitotic recombination; mismatch repair
Cellular component (GO): nucleus; MutSalpha complex
Molecular function (GO): ATP-dependent DNA damage sensor activity; ATP binding; mismatched DNA binding
Source: RefSeq, a predicted model, not a curated record
AUGUCAUCUUCGAGGCCAGAGCUGAAAUUCUCAGAUGUGUCUGAAGAACGUGGAUUUUAUAGAAGGUUUGUGAACUUGCCAGAGAAGCCAUUCACAACGAUAAGGAUCGUGGACAAAGGCGAAUACUACACUGUCAUUGGUGAAGAUGCAAAUUUUGUGGCGGAGAACAUAUAUCAUACGCAUUCUGUGCUGAAGGAUUGUAAGGUGGAUCCUGUUGCUGCCAAGGAAUUUAAAGGUCCACAGAAAUAUGUUACGGUUUCACCGCAGGUCGUCAGCAAUCUGCUUAAAACUUGUCUUCUAGAGCUCAACUAUAAGGUGGAAAUUUAUGAUAAGCAAUGGAAACUGCUCAAGAGUGCCUCACCGGGGAACAUCGAGCAAGUACAGGACAUAAUGAAUCUUUCUAUGGAUUCGUCCGUCGUAAUGGCAAGUUUGAAGCUACAGUUUAAUUCUCAAGAAGGCUAUUGCGUGAUUGGAGUGUCGUUCGUGGACACUAGUGACUACAAAAUCGGUAUGCUGGAUAUUAUCGACAAUGAAGUGUUCUCCAAUUUGGAGAGCUUUUUAAUCCAACUGGGAGUGAGAGAAUGCUUGGUUCCGGAUGUCAGCAAGAACGAGAAUGUUGCUGCAGAGGUCAAGAAAAUAACCGGUGUCAUCGAGCGCUGUGGUUCGGUAGCUACAUUCGUCAAGAGCCAGGAUUUUUCUGAGAAAGACGUGGAGCUUGAUCUGGCUAAGUUGGUGGGCGACGAGUUGGCGUUAUCCUUGCCAAAACACUCCAAUCUGGCUUUGGGGGCAUGCAGAGCUCUUUUGGGUUAUUUGCAGCUUCUAAGCGAACAAGAUCAAAUGGGAAAAUACGAAAUAGUGCAACAUUCUCUCGAGGAGUUUAUCAAGCUGGAUGCUUCUGCCAUUAAAGCUUUGAACCUUUUCCCACAGAAUCAGUCUCGUUCAUUUACCACACCGAACGUACCCAACGUUUCGUUCGGCGGUCUGGACUCAAACCGCAGCAAGAUCUCAUCAUUAUUCCAAUUGCUCAACAAUUGUAAGACAAAUGCGGGCGUGAGGCUACUCAAUGAAUGGCUCAAACAGCCACUAACUGAUGUUGACAAAAUCACUAAAAGACAUAUAUUGGUUGAAUAUCUCAUAGAUCAAUUGGAGCUGAGACAAAUGCUACAAUCUGAUUACUUACCAUCCAUUCCUGAUGUUCGUCGCUUGACUAAAAAACUGCUAAGGAGUGGUAAUCUGGAAGACGUUCUCAAGAUCUACCAGUUUUGUAAACAAAUACCAGAGAUCACGCAGCUCUUGGAUUCCUUCUUAAACGAUGAUCAGAUUUCAGAGGAGGUCAAGAACUUGAUCAGAAUGGUUUGGCUUGAACCCCUACUUGCUCAGACUGACCCUCUAUCGAAUCUGAAAGAAAUGGUCGAAACUACCGUCGAUUUGCAGGUUUACGAAGAAUGCAACGAGUACAUGAUUAAGGUGGAAUUUAACGAAGAAUUGGCCAGCAUCAGACAAAAGCUCGAUGCUUUAAGGGAUCAAAUCAACGCUAUCCAUCUAGAUUCGGCCGAGGAUCUCGGUUUUGAUCCAGAAAAGAAGCUGAAGCUGGAGAAUCAUCACAUCCACGGAUGGUGUAUGCGGUUAACUCGUAACGAUGCCAAGGAGCUACGAAAGCAUAAACAGUACUUGGAGCUUUCAACAGUAAAGGCGGGGAUCUAUUUCAGUACCAGGCAACUGAAGGAAAUUGCCAGUGAAACCGCAGUUCUACAGAAAGAGUAUGAGAGGCAGCAAUCGGCUCUUGUGAAGGAAAUUGUCAGCAUAACAUUGACAUAUAGUCCGGUCCUUGAACGUUUAUCUCUGGUGUUGGCCAACCUGGAUGUGUUGUGCUCGUUUGCUCACGCAUCUUCGUACGCACCUAUUCCCUACGUUAGACCUACGAUGUGGGCCCUCAAUGAUAAAAGAAAGACACGCCUCGUCAAUUCAAGACAUCCUGUGUUGGAGAUGCAGGACGACGUAGCAUUCAUUUCGAACGACGUCCUGCUUGAUGAUGAGGCAGGCAAUUUCCUCAUCAUUACAGGACCUAAUAUGGGCGGUAAAUCCACUUACAUUAGACAGGUCGGUGUCAUCUCUCUCAUGGCGCAGAUCGGAUGUUUUGUACCAUGUGAAGAGGCAGAAAUUGCCGUUGUCGACGCCAUUUUGUGCAGGGUUGGCGCUGGAGAUUCUCAGCUGAAAGGCGUUUCCACUUUCAUGGUGGAGAUGCUCGAAACUGCAUCCAUCCUAAAAAAUGCCACCCGGAACUCUCUAAUCAUUGUUGAUGAAUUAGGGCGCGGGACAAGCACCUAUGAUGGUUUCGGACUAGCGUGGGCGAUAGCUGAACAUAUCGCUGGCAAGAUCGGCUGCUUCGCUCUAUUUGCAACCCAUUUCCAUGAGCUAACGGCGCUGGCAGAUAAACUGCCCAAUGUGCGAAACAUGCACGUUGUAGCCCACAUCGAGAAAGGUGAGCAAAGUCGCAGCGACAGCGACGAUAUUACACUAUUAUACAAGGUCGAACCUGGAAUCUCCGAUCAAUCCUUUGGUAUUCAUGUUGCUGAAGUCGUUCAAUUCCCACAAAAGAUAAUCAAGAUGGCAAAACGCAAAGCCGAUGAGCUCGAAAGCUUGAAGAAAUUCAAUGGGGACAUCAAAAGAGCAAAGUUAACUCAAGAAGAGCUUUCAGAGGGCAGUAAAGCCCUAAAGAUCUUGCUUAAGGAUUGGGUGCGCCAAUUAAAGGAACAAGGACUUGAAAACCCCGAGAAGUUGUCCGAGCAGGAGUCUCAAGAAAAGAUUCAAGAACUACUCAGGUCAUUGACGCAAAAGGCCACUGCCAGCAACGAUAACUACUUGAAAUAUCUUUCCGAGACGCUGCUAUGA